Molecule: messenger RNA, 1533 nt
Organism: Dendronephthya gigantea
Lineage: Eukaryota; Metazoa; Cnidaria; Anthozoa; Malacalcyonacea; Nephtheidae
Exons: 1
Coding region: 21-1499 (492 amino acids)
Source: RefSeq, a predicted model, not a curated record
GUACAGCCAAGAGUGCAUUGAUGCCAAUACUCGAGAAUUUGCCAAUUCCUCCAGAUUGCAGCACUGAUGGUCAUGCAGAACGGCAAAGAAUGAAGGUGUCGAUUGUCGAUGCAAUGGCAGAGGUGCAAGCCCUUGACAAGCCAGAGUGGAUCCGUGACUGUUCUCAACUGGCUCAGCACUUUGCAGGACGCAUAUUUGAAAAGUAUCGGGAUAACGAAGAGAUCCGGCUGGUGUUUGAUAGAUAUGAUAUUCUAUCAUCUCUGAAGGAAGCAACACGCCAGAAGAGGACACGGCAGCAAGACCUCAUCUACUAUCGAAUCACCUCAUCUACUCUGAUUGCCAAAGUUACGAUGAAGAAGCUCCUAUCUCACACAAACACAAAGAAAGAACUGGCUGAAUACCUUGCACAAGAGAUCAUAAAGUACGCUGAACAAGGUGGAAUCAGAGUAGUGGUAGCAUAUGGCUGUGAGUGCAAGGGAAGCAAGAAGGAUAUGGCUUAUCUUAACAGUGAUCACGAAGAGGCCGAUACAAAGAUUAUCUUACAUGCCCAAGACGCAACGGUUAAUGGAGCAACGGAGAUCCAAAUCCAUUCUCCUGACACUGAUGUUUUUGUCCUUUCCUUGAGGCGUUACACCGAUCUGUGUCAGAAUACAGUGUUUGUCACUGGUAAAGGCCAGCAUCACCGCGUAAUCAAGCUGAAGCCGAUAGUCGAUGCACUUGGCCCUUUGAAAACAGCGGCUCUUCCAGCUUUCCAUGCAUUGACCGGGGCAGAUAACACUGGAUCGUUCGCCAGAAAAGGGAAGCCUACUUGCUGGAGAAUUUUCGACGAGUCUGAUGACAAUGUACUGAGCGCGUUGGCACGGCUUGGAACGAGUAAUCUCCCCAGUGAUGAGAUCAUUACCAGUAUAGCAAAAUUUGUUUGCCAGCUCUUUGUCCCCAAGACAGAAAUCGACUCUCUGAAGGCGUUACGAUGGUGGCUUUUCACUAAAAAACAGGCCACCUCCCAGCAGCUUCCUCCAACUGAUGCCGCCUUACACCAAGCUGUUCUCCGUGCCCAUUACCAGCUUAUUGUGUGGAACAAUGACACCGUGCCUAACCCAACCUUGCCAUCACCGGAAAAUUAUGGAUGGAAAUGGGAUGAAGGCAAUAAAAUUUGGUGCCCAGUGAUGACCACAUUACCUCCUGCACCACGGGCUAUUAUACAUCUUGUUAAAUGUAAAUGCGCCAAGGAGAAGUGUGCCACAAAUCGGUGUGGGUGCAAAAAAGUCGGUUUGAAAUGCACAGAUCUUUGUGGUUGUUCAGCCAGUGAUAACUGCAUGAACAAAUCUGAAAAUGAUGACGAUAACGACGAUGAAGAUGAAGAUGGAUACAUGGGGGACAGUGCUGAUGAUGAUGAGGAAGAUGAAGAUGAACAUGAAGAUAAUAACUACAGCGAGUAUGUUUCCGCGUAUUCUGAUGACUCAGAUAACGAGGUAGAUCGGAACAUUGGAGAAUUCUGAUUAAAACAAACAUGUUAUUUCACAUUGUAAAGAA